AUGGAGGACGCGUGUGUCUGUGCACACAGCUAUUCUCUGCUUGGCGAGAGGGGUCUUGCCUUGCUCCCAGUCGUCAGAAUCGUGGCCUGUGAGACCACUCAAGACGUGAUCUUCUCAAGCAGUUCUUGCUCGAUCUUCGGCGUCUUUGUCUGCCUCGUCACGCGUCUUACGACGGCAGCGUCAGUGGUCAAGAGCAAGCACCGGUACAAGACUGGACAGGACUCUCAACAGGCAGCUCCUCCUUCUCCCGCCAGCGAGCAGUCCGUCUUUUGUCCCACACGCAAUCGCCGCGGCGACUCACCCGCCAUUGAGCGUGUAUCUGGUCGUACGUACAGUCAGUCUCAGUCGGCGCUGGCAGUCGACGAAGCGGCGCAUCGUCAGUUCAAACAGUCUGGGCUGCGCAUUUUGCGCGCGCUCAAACUUGCGCCGGUCUAUAGCAAGCGAGGCUACCAGUGCCUGGAAGCAUCAGACAGUCCUUCUAUCGGAAGUAGCUUUGCCACUGGAAGGGCGCAUAACAUCGACAUCGUCGUCAUGACUGCCCAGGCCUUGUACAGGCACGGCCCACACUGGCCGCGGCAGCUGGAGACACGCUCUCCGCAGUAUUCUGAUACCGAUGCGAGCAACUCAACCAGUGCAAAUGGCGCGUCAAGCCAAGCGCCGACAACCUCAUCGAGCGCGAGUCAGUCCGCCCCAUCGCAUGCGAUCAACGCCGAUGUCACCGAUGCAGACAGCGACUUUCCCUUCGUCUGGUGGUUCACCCAGCAAAACACACUCAAUUUUGCCCAGUGCACAUCGUUUGAGUUCUUCAUGGUUCCCAACGCCAACGCUACCAGCUCUGCUGUGGGGCCAUAUACACUCGCUGCGAUACCAGAGCAAGGCGUGCCUCUCAUCGUCUCCGCCGGCGAAGGUGACACGGUGCCCUUUACCUGGACGCUGCCAUUCAACACGGGCACGACGUUUGCGCUCUCCUUCAUUGACUCCAAGGGUCAAUCGGGAGGCGUCGGGCCACUGUAUUCUGUCAGCAGCGGCAGUAAUGUCGAUGGAAAUUGUCCGGGCGCGCCCGCUUAUCCGCCAGUAACGAGUGGACCCGAUGUCGACAUCAGCUUUCAGGUCUACCCAUACAAUAGUCCUAGUCUGUGUCAACAGCUUGGCAUCGUCGUGCAAGGCAAUGGAAAGCCGCCGUUCACGCUGAACGCCGCCAUAUCUGCGGAUACAGCGACCAAUUACACAGUCGGAAAUGUGGGUCACUAUACAAAUACGUUGCAAGGUGGCGGGGCCUUCAUCUUGUCCUUGUCGGAUGCGAAUGGCAACUAUGCAAAUUCUUCACAGGUCAUCUACUCGUCCGGGGGUAGCAACUAUUCUUGCAUCGCCAAUCCAGAAGAGCACGAUCACAAGCUCGCGCCCGGCUCUGUACCGGAUGGGUAUGGUGGCUACGGACAAGGCGGCGGCGGCAACAAUGUUUCUGUCGGCACGGUCGUCGGCGCCACUGUUGGUGUCGUCUUUGCUGUCCUUAUCCUGCUCGGAGGUGCAUUCUGGUUUUGGCGGAGGCGGAGGCGUCAACGUCGGGCUGGAAGUCUGUCCGAUACCAUCAUCGGACCGCGCUACUCUGGCCCAUCUGGCAACAGUGCAGCGAACGCGAACUCACCGGUCUCGCCGGUGGGCUCCAGUACCCUCGGCGGAUCCAGUACUGCCGACGGCACACUUGUCGACGUCAGUAAAGGACCAUAUCCCAAGAUAGAGCAAGGACGACUUGCAAGCAUUUCUAUAGAGCGACUUCUCAACCUCAACCGGCCAUCCUCGACAGGCGACCAUUCGCCCGUCUCGCCCAGUCCUGAUGACGCUGCCUCGCACCCUUACCUCUAUCCUCGUGAGCAUCCUGGCAGGUUACCAUCUCCUAUCGAGAUGGAACCGCGACAUCAGUUCGUUAUCGCCAACCCAGACGCAUCCGAUGCCGGCUCGAUACGAGAAGGCGGUGACAGCACGACUUUCGCACUCGACGAGGGUGCGCGAGCAUGGGCAACGCUCAAUUCGUAUGGUCAAUCCAGAUCGACUUCUAGCCGAGGUGCGAGCGGCAGUCGAUUGCCAGCGCCCGGAGCACCGCUCAAUUACUCUUCGCUGUACGGUGGCUCGACGCAAGCUCACCGGCAAGCGUCAGAGGAUUUCUACAGGCAGCAUGCCGAUUCAGGGCGGACAUUGACGCGCAAGGAAGCGGAAGAGAUGCUACAGCAGGGCCAAAUAGAGCUGCCACCUGCCUAUGGCUCUUUCCGCACAGAUCGUCCAGAACCGAUACAAGAAGCGGCUCGUAAUGCCGAAGCUGGCAAGGACGAUGAAGAAGACGACGAGGAGUACGAGAACGCGAUAGCCGUUUCGUCGCGUCAUCUAUAAGACCGAUUUUGACCGGCUCACCUCGAUCUCAUCGCCACAACGAGGCAAAUGUGUCAAUGCUCACACUGAACCAUCCCUUUUUGCUUGUACUUGUGCACUAGUCGCCGCAUAAGACUGCUCACUGAUGUACAAAUCAAUGCACUAUGUCUUGCACAAC
This is a messenger RNA of Mixia osmundae IAM 14324, 2542 nucleotides long. RefSeq lists its product as uncharacterized. The transcript has 5 exons. Bases 1 to 2385 code for a protein of 794 amino acids. The record is from RefSeq and is a predicted model, not a curated record. Lineage: Eukaryota; Fungi; Basidiomycota; Mixiomycetes; Mixiales; Mixiaceae.